Lycium ferocissimum is the source of this 1414-nucleotide messenger RNA. RefSeq names its product protein PXR1-like. The record is from RefSeq and is a predicted model, not a curated record. NCBI's taxonomy places the organism in Eukaryota, Viridiplantae, Streptophyta, Magnoliopsida, Solanales, Solanaceae. The transcript has 5 exons. Bases 304 to 1002 code for a protein of 232 amino acids.
GGUAUAAAAACCUUUUUUUUUUGGUUGCUUGCUCUCCCCAAUUCCCAAUACAUUUCCCCCCAUCAUACAUGUAUAUAUAGAAUAAAGAAUCUUGAUUACUUUAUAUUCUGUAAAAGCACCUCUUCACAUUCUUGUUUUGUUUCAGCUUCUUAGCCGGUUGUUAAUCAAACGACAGUGAGUGGGAACUAGUUAAAACAAAAGCUAGUGAAGUUCUUAUUCGGCUAUACGAGGCAAAUACCAUGUUGUGUUGGUUUCAGCCAAGGUCCUUUUCCGAGAAAAGCAGAUGCAAAGCAGGCAAAGAAGAUGACAAAAGUAAAUUUAGGCUCAGAAAAGCAUAAGGAAGAAGAAAGCCAGGAAAAAAAGCGAGAUAAAAUGCCGAACACACCCGAGUCGAGCAGCAAAAAAUCUGUGAAAAAGCUAGGCUCAGAAAAGCAUAAGGAAGAGGAAAGCCAUAAAGGAAAACGAGAUAAAAUGCCAAAAACACCCAAGUCAAGCAGCAAAGAAUCUGUGAAGAAGUUAGGCUCGGAAAAGCAUAAGGAAGAGGAAAGCCGAAAAAGAAAGCGAGACAAAAUGCCGAACACAUCCAAGUCAAGCAACAAAAAAUUUGAGUCUGGACCUUCGUUGAGCAAAUCACCCGAAAGGGCAAAAAUCAACCCCUCACUUUCACAGAAAACUAAGAAAAGAUCCGCUGAAGCCCAAAAUGAUGGUCUCAAGGAAAAGAGCAGGUCCAUGGAUGAAUUGACCGCUUCAGCUAAAAAAUAUACACCAAGUGCACGCCGAGUGAAAGUUAUGCGCGAGCUUGGUUUGAUGGCUCCUUCUGGGUCUCCAUUUUGUACAAGGGAACAUAUUCCUACUCCUCCAAAAUCCCCAAUUAUUCCAAAGGGACGUGUUUCUGCUCCUAAAAAGUCUCCAUCUAAUCCUAAGUGGUGUCUUCCCGCAAUUAAGACAAUAGUUGUUUGUGGUCUACCUGCUGCAGGAUCCGCUGAUCAUGUUACAAAGUAGCUUUCGUUUCUCAACUGUUUGAUCCCCGGUAACUCAGAGUUAGAUAUCUACCUAAACUACCAAUGUAGUGCUGAAGUGUCAUUAGAGCUAUACAAGAGAGGGAUUAGGGAUUACAAGUUAGUGGGUGCGGAGUACUAGCACCCACUUUUGUUUUAAAGUUAGCAUUUAGAGAUACAUUUAGAACAUCUACAAUUACAUGUAUACCCAAACAAAAGACAGUGUGUACAGGUACAACCCCUGCCGCUAGAUCCACCCAUAUCUAUGGUGAUAUUGUUAUACAAAUUGUAGAAAUGCACAUUUGUUUCCCUUUAGGUGUUCCCCUGCAUAGUGAAUGUGGCCAAAACAAUGUUAACUUAGCACUUUUUUGUGUGAAUGCCUUAAUGGGAUUUAUUUGCUCCUGGGCCUAGAGUAA